GAUUUGUUUUGUGCGUCCUCUACUGCUCAUAUACAGUAGCUGCUUCUUGUCUUGGAAUUUGCGCUUGGGUUCAAGGAUUAAAUUCAACUUCGGUGUCGCACGAUCUUGGCGUUGUUGACAAAUCGAGCAUGCAUGAUUGAACAAUGCAAUUAACCCAGGGUUGUUUAUUUUAAUGUAAUGUGCAUUUAUUCCACAUAUGCGUCAGAUUUGCGUGUUUCUGUAGAUUGUAGUCGCACCGAGUUUCCGAACUAAUAAUUGAACGUAGAUUCUUCCGAGUUGUUUUAUAACAUAACAAAAGGUGAAAGAGAGAAAUGGCUUCGCAGAUUCUUCUAAUAAAUCUACGCGCGACCGCUCAGUUCUGCAAAACAGCGAAGAGUCUGCAGAGAACUUGGGCACCUUUAAUUUCUGCUCAACAGAGAUGUGCCAUUCAUGUGGAUAACCCACCCAGCAUCCCAUCUCUGACUACCAGCUAUGCCCAUGGCAUCUCUGCCCAUGCAUUGCUCUCUAAGACUGUGGACCAGUGCCUUAAAGCCUCAGUGGAGCGAUACCCUGACCGUGAAGCUUUGGUUUUUGUGCAGGAUGGAAUACGCAAGACAUUUGCUCAGUUCUACCAAGAAGUAGAACAGGCAGCAGCAGGUCUGUUGGCUGUUGGGUUGAAGAAGGGGGAUCGCUUGGGGAUAUGGGGACCAAAUAUCUACGAGUGGGUGUUGAUGCAGUUUGCCACUGCCAAGGCAGGGAUCAUUUUGGUGUCAGUGAACCCUGCUUAUCAGUUGAUGGAGGUAGAAUUUGCACUCAGAAAGGUGCAGUGCAAUGCAAUUGUAUGUCCAACUCAUUUCAAGACCCAAAAUUACUGUGAUAUGUUAAGGCAGCUUUGCCCAGAGAUGGAUGCCGCUUCUCCUGGAGGAAUAAAAAGUUCGAAAUUACCAGAUCUUCGCACUGUAAUAGUGAUAGACAGUCAACAACCAGGGACUUUUCACCUGAAAGAUGUGAUGCAGGCUGGGACUAGCCAACACCAUCAGCAGCUACAAGACCUGCAGAAGAAACUCACGUUUGACGAUCCCAUUAACAUUCAGUUUACAUCGGGAACUACAGGAAGGCCAAAAGGAGCCACUUUGUCCCAUCACAACAUUGUCAACAAUGCUUAUUUCAUUGGCAUGCGCGUGGGGUAUGACUGGAGGAAAAAUGUGCGAGUGUGCUUGCCAGUGCCCAUGUAUCAUUGUUUUGGCUCGGUGGGUGGUGGUAUGGUCAUGGCCUUGCAUGGCAUCACAUUGGUUUACCCAUCCUCUGGUUAUGAUGGACAUGCCAAUCUGGUGGCGAUACAGAAAGAGAAGUGUACGUUUGUCUACGGUACUCCUACUAUGUUUGUAGACAUGCUUGGUCAGCGUGACCUUGCCCAGUUUGAUUUGUCAACAGUUGAGGGUGGUAUUAUGGCUGGCUCUCCUUGUCCUCCUGAGGUUAUCUUGAAGGCUAUCAAUGUCAUGGGUAUAAAGGAAAUGUUGAUUGGAUAUGGGACGACCGAAAACAGCCCUGUGACAUUCUGCGGCUUUCCAGUUGACAGCAUGGAGCGGAAGACGCAGACCAUUGGAUGUAUAACCCACCACAUUGAGGCCAAAAUAGUGGACCCUACAACAGGGCUGAUCGUGCCUCUCGGCACUCAGGGGGAGCUGAUGAUCAGGGGCUAUUGCGUGAUGCUGGAGUACUGGCAAGAUGAGGAAAAGACCCGUGAGUGCAUCACAAAAGAGCGCUGGUACAAAACUGGUGACAUUGCCAGUUUGGACAAGUAUGGAUAUUGCAAAAUAGAAGGACGCAUAAAGGACCUCAUCAUCCGAGGAGGCGAGAACAUCUACCCUGCUGAAAUCGAACAGUACCUACACACUCAUCCUAAAGUUCAGGAAGCACAGGUGGUUGGAGUGAAGGAUGAGCGAAUGGGAGAGGAGGUUUGUGCUUGUAUUAAACUGAAUGUGGACCAGGAAUGCACUGCAGAUGAGAUCAAGGCCUACUGCAAGGGAAAAAUCGCUCAUUAUAAGGUGCCACGCUACGUGCUGUUUGUUCAGGGAUAUCCUUUAACAGUCACAGGCAAGAUCCAGAAGAACAGACUGCGGGAGCAGGCAGAAAAACAGCUUGGACUGUGAAUGCAAAAACAAAACCACACCUUUGGUAUUUAUUCAUGGCGGACCUGGCAGAUCUCAGGGAGCAGGAGAGGACCCAUAAUGAGGCCAAACGGCUGGAGGUGUUGGAGAGGAGGCAGAGACAAAUAGAUGAACUUGCAGAGUAGAAGAGUGGACGGGACAGCUGAGAUUGCAUGGACACCUACAAGAAAUCAGUUCUGAAGAAGCAAACAUGGGACAUCUUUUGCCAACAAGUUUUUGUUAAGUGUUAUAAAACUGAUUGUUCUGUUAUUGCUAAAUUGGGAUAGAAGUUGCAUGGAAUGUCUGUAUAGAGGAUACAGAGAGCAAUUCAAAUUUAGGUUACCUUGAUCAGACUGGUAUUCAAGAGGAUUAUAUUUCACACAAAUGUAAAUGCAAAUGGUUGAAAUAAGUGUAGGGCCAAACAGUGCUGUUUCUCAUUCCUGCCACUGACAACAUGCUGCAUGGAUUAAUGUGUCAAAGUAUUGCAAAGUCUAGUUCAAAUGUUCUGCUGUCUAAAUCAGUCAGUCAAAUUCAAUGGCAAUUAAUCAAAAGGGAGGCAAACUACAAACUGAUUUUUACCAGUUGUUAAAGUUUGAAGCCCUCUUGGAGGGUCACAAAAGUCUGGAUAGAUGAAAAUGUAUUAUACUGUAAAGUUGGCAUUAAAGCCUUUCAACAACAUCUGAUAUUAACAUUUUUAGUGGUAACACCAUACAGUUAUCAUCACUGUCUUUGUUACAAUAAGAACACUACCAUUUAUUUAAGCACACAAAGUGUGUUUGUAACAUUGCACUGUUUAAACCAAACUGAAUGACAGUUGUCAUUUAUAAGAAAUCAGUGAAAAAUAAAGAUGAGAAUAUUUCAGCUACUAAUAUGAAGCUGGAAAACCAACCAUUUUACUACAAUUGAUUGUCAAUUUCGUGAAGACAGUGUUCAAAAUGCAAAUCUUAUGAAGCCAAAACUGUCUGCAUCUCAUUUUCCCUGUCUAAUUCCAAAGGGUUUUCACAUUUACAUGAGGCCACGCUUAAAGACACAAAACAGGAGAGCACUUAUUAAAUAAAGAGCCUACUGAAAAACUGGCCUUUUGAACCAAGAUUGACGAAACAAGAAUAAAAAGGAAACCAGUUUCCAUGACAUUUAAGUUUACAUUUAAGUCUACUGUGUAACAUUAUUUGUUACACAACAAAUAUUAAUAGUGUCAAUUCCCUUUGUUAAUCAGAUUUCACAAAUAUUGCCAUCCAACAAUAUAGGAAUAAAUACAUUUUUGUAAAGUGAUAAAACAUCACAUUAGCAAAGAACAGAGAGAACUAAAUUAAAUAUGUACAUAUAAGCUCAUAUCUAUAUAAACAGUAUCCAUAAAUAUAUUAGAUGGGUAUAUACACAUCUUUAAGGACUAUUAACAAGUACUUUAGUAAGGAUUUAGAACAUUGCAACAGACAAAGCAUGAAGUGCUGCUACAGUUGGGUUACCAUUAGCAUUACUAACCCUGUCGUAGUCCACUGUAAUCUCAACUACUGAGAGAUUCUGUAGUGUCUUAAAAGGAAUUGUUAUAUUGCUGUAUAGUGGUUCCUUGUGUGUAUGUAAAAGGUGGUCUUCCUCGGAUGGGUUUGAGUGCGUUUUUAAAGGGAUAUUUCACUUCAAAAUGUAAAUUCUGCCACCCUCAUUUUGUUUCAAACCCAAAU
This is a messenger RNA of Myxocyprinus asiaticus (Chinese sucker), 3808 nucleotides long. Its product is annotated as medium-chain acyl-CoA ligase ACSF2, mitochondrial-like. Gene Ontology annotation, molecular function: medium-chain fatty acid-CoA ligase activity. The transcript has 17 exons. Gene Ontology annotation, biological process: fatty acid metabolic process. The coding region runs from base 312 to 2132 and encodes 606 amino acids. NCBI's taxonomy places the organism in Eukaryota, Metazoa, Chordata, Actinopteri, Cypriniformes, Catostomidae. The record is from RefSeq and is a predicted model, not a curated record.